Molecule: messenger RNA, 1642 nt
Organism: Oncorhynchus mykiss (rainbow trout)
Lineage: Eukaryota; Metazoa; Chordata; Actinopteri; Salmoniformes; Salmonidae
Source: RefSeq, a predicted model, not a curated record
UAGUGAGUCUAUACAUUUUCAUACUCCAGUGAAUCUCUCCAGGAUUUCACAUGGAUUUUUUUCAUAUUUGCGGAUAAAUAUGCUAGAUUUUGCAGCGACAAUUAUGACAUUUUGCAUUGCAAUAUGCAAUUGUUUUGUCCAAUUUGUUGCAAAAAUGCACUGACAAGGGAAAAAACUGUGUUGAUGUGUCGCUUGAUUGAACCAUAUUAUGCAGUAAAUGUGCGGUGAUUGGUUGAAAUUGCGAGCCCUCUUUUUGUACUGUGGUAAUGGGUCAGUUCUAUGCGAUAAUAUUGUGAUGUGACUAUUUUAUGCAGAAAUAGUUUGGUGAUUGGUCACAUUUGUAAGCCCUCACAUAAUAUGCAGGGAAUUGUUCAUUUUGCAACCAAAACAAUGCGGUGGCAGAGUCCUGGAGUAACCUCCCAGUAAUCCAUGUGACUGCGUGUAGGUUAAGAUUAGGUUGUAACAGAGUAUCAGAGCAAGACGUUCCUAUCUGUCAGCCAGUAAUUGUUCUGUAUGGUGACAUGAGCAGAGUGGCCUGACUUCUCCCACUUAUUACAGAUGUCCGACUUAGAUAUGUUGAGCAUCCUGCUAUGAUGUCCAUCACCAAGCCGGAACACUCCGAUGCCAACCCUCAGUUCCAGACUGGCACCCGGCCGGUGGCUGAGCCCGAGACCCCUGCUGUUCACAAUAACAGUGGAGGCUGGCUCAGCUGGGUCUUUGGGAGUGGAAGAGCUAAUAAGAAGGAAGUUCAUCUACCUGAGGACAAAGACAGAUCUAUUGUCUGGGAUCCAACUCUGCACAGAUGGGUUAACAAAACUGAGCCCAAGGCUGAAAACAAGUGUGUACCACCACCUCCACCGAUGGGGACACAUGGAUAUCAGGGGAACACUGGCAGUGUCCCCAAAGGAGUGAAUCCCUACUCUAUGAAAGCAGCAGGUCUAUGGGGCAGCAGAUACCCCACAAUGCAUUACAAUGAUGGGACCAACUCAAAGCCUCCAAGCCAUGGGGCUGGACUGCUUCCUAGACAGCUCUCUGGCUUGCUCCCUCCUUCACACUUUGACCUCAUGGCACCAAUGGUUGUGCCACCUGACACUCUACACUACUGAGGCCCAAGACAUAAAGUCGCCUGAAAGCUGUGUAGCAAUAAUUCCAGCUUCUGACCAAGAAUCAUGGAUACCUUUCAUGUGAGUACUCACACACCAGAUUUUUUUUACAUACCUCAGAAGGAAGAUACCUCAAUAUCUGGAAGCACUGUCUCAUGUACAACUGUUAAUGCUAUCUCUGAAAUGUCUAACAAAAUGUUGACUUGAUCGUUUCAUCAAGACCUUCUCAUCACAAGUUGGAACUAGUGGUCAACAUUGGGACAAUGCAGCCCAAAAUAACAGGGACCAACAUUUUCAUGGAGGUAAGCACUACACUUCUGAUGGGUUUAAAGAUUGUAUUACAUUAUCUAAAAGUGAGAAAGUAAACCCCAGCUGUUUUUAUUCUUUUCACAGGGAAGAACAAUCCCCAUUAUGCCAUGAAUGUUUCAUUGCUGAACAACCAUAGAUAUUUUUCCUCUAAUUUGGCUCCCGUUCCUCCCAACAGUGAGCAAGACCUGUCAGCAGAGCUCACUGGAGCAGGGAGACAUGCCGUCACCCUU